CGGCGGGGCGGUCGCGCCUGCGCGGCGGGGCCGCGUUGCCAUGAGAGCGGCGAUGGCGCCGCGCUGAGCCAGGGAUGAGUUUAAGCUUGAAGGCGGUGGCUGUGACCAGCUCAUCUCCCCAGGAUGCCACACAAGAUUGGUUUCACGGUGGUCAGUUCGUCGGGACACGAGGAUGGGUUCAGUGCCCGGGAGCUGAUGGUUCAUGCACCGACAGUGAACGGGUGGCGCUCGCCCAGGCUCUGUCAGUACCCCCAGGAAAUCACCCUGCAGCUGGUGGAGAGGUGUCGGAUCCGGAAGCUGCAGCUGCUCGCUCACCAGUACAUGAUUGCAAGCAAAAUUGAGUUCUACAUCAGUGAAAGCCUGCCUGAAUAUUUUGCUCCGUAUCAGUCAGAGAGGUUUCAGAGACUUGGUUAUGUCCUUCUCUCAGACAAUGAGAAGACUGAUUUCAGAGCUCGGGAGUUGAAAUCUGUAUACUUGGAUGCAGUUGGCCAGUACCUGAAGCUGAUUUUCCAUAAAAAUUAUGUCAACAAAUACAACUUGUACGGGCAGGUUGCCCUGGUAGCUGUGAACAUCAUUGGGGAUCCAGCAGACUAUGGCAUUGACAGCAUGAGCAGUCCCUCCAGAGAGAAGCUGAUAGAUCACUACUUGGGAAUUAAAUUGGAUGACCCUGCCUUAGAUGGAACUUACCUUGGGAAACGUGACUCCAUUUCACCUCUGGAUGAUUUGGCCUUUGACAUGUACCAGGACCCAGAAGUGGCUCAGAUCAUCCGGAGGCUGGAUGAGAAGAAGAGGGAAGCUGUGCGUCUCGAGUGCUACGACCAGGCCAAGAAGCUCAAACAGGCCAUUGCAGACCUGCAGAAGGUGGGCGAGCGACUCGGUCGGUACGAGGUGGAGAAGCGUUACGCGGUAGAGAAGGAGGAUUAUGACCUUGCCAAGAAAAAGAAGGAGCAGAUGGAUGAGUACAGGCUGAAGGUGUACCAGCAGCUGGAGCUGCACGAUCUCCUGGAUGCACAGCUGCUGAUCCGAAAGCCACCUGAGUUGGCUUUGGGAUCUGUGAGUGGCACUGAGAGCCCCCAGAGCUCCCCUCCUGAGCCUGCAGACCCACCCCAAGGAGAGCCCCUGAGGGCAGAGCCUGUGCUGGAAGAGCAGUUGAUGGAUCCCACUUCUUCUGAGCCUGUUGUUCCCUACCAGUCCCCUCUUUCUCCUCGGACUCAGCCCACAAGCUCCAAGGAAAAUGUUGAAAUUUUACCUUAUGAUGAGAGACCUCUCCCAGCCAUCUGCAAGCAGGUGGAUGAAGCUGUUGCCUAUGUUGAGCCAGAGGUGACUGAAGAGGAUGUGGGUGAUACUCCAAGGACUGGCAAUACUGGGGAGCCUGAACAACUCACGGAGAAGGCACUGAAGGAAGCCAGCCCUGUUGUGGAAGUUUUUGGAGAGACAUUGGUUUCAGGAGCGUAUUCCAGAACGUGGUCGUGUCGAGAAGACGCUUUACUGACUGUGUACAAGAAGCUGAUGGAAGUGUCAGUGGACACUCCAAAGGAGGAUUUAAGGAACAUGCUGAGGGCUGCUGUUUUCCUUGUGAGGAGGGCUAUAAAAGACACUGUAUCUUCAGUUUUUCAGGCUUCCCUGAAACUUCUAAAAAUGAUCAUUAUCCAAUAUAUACCUAAACACAAACUAGGAAAGCUAGAAACUUCUCAUUGUGUGGAAACAACCCUGCCACAUUUGCUUUCUAGAACAGGAGACUCUUCAUCCCGUCUUCGCCUUCUGGCUUCAACCUUCAUCCAGGAAAUGGCACUGUGCCCUGAAGUAAAACCUCUCCAGAUUAUUCCAGUGCACCUGGUUAAAACAUUAAAACCAAACUCCCCAACGCACCUGGCAAUGAGUCACGUGGAACUGGUGGAAUCUCUCUUGGGGGCCAUGGGGACUGAAAACUCUGGGUUUACCAUCAACAAUGUCAUGAAGUUUGCCACGGGAGCUCUGGAGCACAGGGCUCACGAGGUGCGUGAGGUGGUGCUGCGGAUCAUCUUUGCCAUGUACAGGGAGCACAGGGCAGCCGUGCUGGAAUAUCUCCCGCUGGACGACGCCGGCGCCCGCAGGACCGUGCGCUACAAAACUCUCUUUGAGGGGUUUGCCAAAAUCGAUGGGAAAUCUUCUGAAGCUGAAGUGAGGGCACAGAGAAAAUCAGCAACAGAAGCAGAGAAACAGACAAAGGAAGAAAUGAAAGUUCUAAAAGGCCACCCAGCAGCUCUGAAGUUAGAGUUACAAGCAGAGGUGGAAGCUGAAGAGGUGACCAUGUUUCAGUUUAAGGAGAAAGAAUCUGAUUUUCAGAAGACAGAGAAUCAAGGUUACCAGGUAUAUGAAGCUGCAGCAGCAAAGAUUCAGGAGGAACUUUCCUCUGUUGCAAAUUACCUGGAUAACUUGUGUAUUUUUUGUGGUGAAAGGAACGAGUCCUUCACUGAGGAAGGGUUGGAUCUGCAUUACUGGAAGCACUGCCCCAUGUUAACCCGAUGUGAGCACUGCAGACAGAUGCUGGAGAUUGCCAGCCUGACGGAGCACCUGCUGACCGACUGUGACAAAAGGGACAGCUUUGGGAGGUGCCCGCGCUGCAGAGAGGCCGUGCCCAGGGACGAGCUGCCCAGACACACAAAGAGCAGGAUUUGCAAUCCUGCCAAACCAGAAAAUGUGGCAAACCACUGUCCUUUGUGCCAUGAGAACUUUCCUCCUGGAGAAGAGGCCUGGAGAUCUCACCUGAUGAACAGAGAUGGCUGCAAAAUGAACCAGCAGAGGAUAUCCCCCCUGAACAAAACCAUUCUGGUGCAGCCUGCCAAAGUAGUUGGCCACUAUUUAAGGAGACCAGGUCCUUCAGGAGCAAGGUUUCAACCUCCUUCAAUAGAAAGCAAGAUCAGAACUCGAGGGGGCCCAAAUAAAAGUACUGGCAAAACAUACUCAAAGCGAUGAGAGGACAAGAAUUUCUUCCUUUGUCUGAAUAACUGGGCACAUGGCUGUUCAGAGCUAUUUUAAAAUUGUGGGCAAUGUUGUAUCAUCUUUCAUGUGGGUUGUUUUUAGCCUUGAGCAGUGCCUGGUGUGGUCCCCAUGGCAUUGCUGUCACUGCAGCACUGGGCUUUGCUUUGCUAGGAAUGCUCAUGUUGGAAAUACCAAAUGUUCUGGGACAAAACCAUUAUUUUGACAGAUAACUGUGCUCUCCUUUCCAAUCCCAUGUCUGUAAUUUAAUGGGUUCAAAGACAUCAAUUAUGUCAGGGGAGAAAAGUCUCUUCCCUGGGUCCCCUGAGGUGCUCGAGGAGCAGGAGCCAGAUAUGGGGGAAGCCUGGCCUUGUGUGUGUGUCAGAUUUAGGGUUCUAAAAGCAGCAGAGCUGUACUCAAAGCACUGCUCAACCCCAGGAAUUUGCACCAAUGGAAAAGCCAGAGGGCUGGCUGGAUGCUUUCCUGUGUUGUGCCACUGUGCAGGAGGUGACAGGACAUUGUGGCCUCUCUCACUGUGCACCAAGUGCCUUAGGAGCCCGCUUGGCAGGAGGGUUAAAGUAAACCCUCCAAGUCUGUAUCCCCAAGAAAUGGCCCAGAAAUGGCCCCACUUUCUGGGCCAUUUCUUGGGGAUACAGACUUGGAGGGUUUAGUUUGAAAUGAAAAAAUAAUCUUGCUUGGGCCCUGAAGAGCUUGAAUUAGUAAAUUUAGACCUUUUUGCCUGCUUUAGUGCACUUUCAGCUCAAAUACUGAGCUCCUGUAGUUAGAUGUUGAUUAAAAUAACCAGCCACAGACUGGAGCAUGAGUCUUGAACAGCUUCAGGGAGACAAAGUCUAUUAAGACCCAAGGCAUGAAGCUUUGUACCAAAGCAGCCAUUCUUACAUCUCUACCUGUAACAUUGGAAAGCUGUUGCUUUCCAAUGUGGAAUUGGUACCAUGGGCAGGGAAACGAGUGGUCAUGAUAAUAUGAGGGGAAAUUUGGGGGUUUUUGCUCCCAUGGAGUGACUUUGUGGUGUUGUUUUGUAUAUAGAGCUGAUUUUGUAAUAUAGUUUUUCUAGUUUGCCUGCAGCCUGCCUACCAGCUUAUGGAUUUUCCAGGUAGAUCAGUGUGCUUGGAUUUCAAAAUUUUUUGUAUAAAUUGUUUCUCUAACUCUUCCAAAUACAUAUUUCAGUAUUUACACACGUAUUAAGAACAUAAAUAUAUAUAGGUAUUUUUAUUUUGUCUUUAGUGACAUGGGUUCCUAUUUGAGAGCCUGAUUCUGUAUACUGAAUAAAUAAUAAAUAUCUCAAAAUAACCAUUGACCUUGCUCAGAGGUGUAAGGGUGAAAACUACUCUGUGGUACAAUAAGGAAAUAACUUAGUGGUGAUAAAAGAGAAAUUUUUUAGAAUGUGAAAGGACCCUUUUGGAGUACAGUAGUGCUACCAGUGUCAUGUUUAAAGGUGGAUUUACCACGGUUGCUCCUUAAUUAACAACCUGGGUUUGCUGCAGUGGCAAAAUAAACACUGGACUGAAAAACACCAUGAGGUCUGGUGCUGUGCCACCAAGUCUUGAGCAAAAUAUUCCCGAGGAAAUCCAUUGCACAGGUGCAGGUCUGGGCAGUGAAAGAAGUCUGCAAAGUGCUGGACUGGAACCUGGAUUUGGCAACAAUGGGGCCUCAGUAGGAAAGCAAGGAAAGAGUGUGGUCCUGAGCUCAGGGCUGGUUUCUGUGUGAUCUCUGUGCAUUUGAGCUGUGCCUUGAGUGUCAGCUGAGGUGUUUUCAUGUGUCACUGCAGAGAUUAUUCCAGAGCAGCCCCUCUCCAUGCGUGCAGGAGUUGAUCUCAUCCCAAAAGACCUUUUGGUGUUCCACUACCCCAAGAGAGCAAUUUAUAGUGAUUGCAUGUUCUGAAGUGCUGGAUGAGCAAAUCACAUAUUGAAAUACGGGAGAUUUUAUCAAGAAAACGAGUCGCUUGUGUUGAAUGUAAAUUAUUUUUCUUGCACAUAUUUAAUAAAUUACUUUAGCCAGUCUG
This is a messenger RNA of Vidua chalybeata, 4981 nucleotides long. It is a transcript of the gene CEP104, whose product is annotated as centrosomal protein 104. The record is from RefSeq and is a predicted model, not a curated record. The transcript is spliced from 22 exons. Bases 124 to 2955 code for a protein of 943 amino acids. Lineage: Eukaryota; Metazoa; Chordata; Aves; Passeriformes; Viduidae. Gene Ontology annotation, cellular component: cilium.